Molecule: messenger RNA, 1146 nt
Organism: Parastagonospora nodorum SN15
Lineage: Eukaryota; Fungi; Ascomycota; Dothideomycetes; Pleosporales; Phaeosphaeriaceae
Exons: 2
Coding region: 1-1146 (381 amino acids)
Source: RefSeq, a predicted model, not a curated record
AUGUCGAGCAGAACUCCUGACCUCAUCUCAAACCAGCCCGCGCCAUUUGCUACUGGUACCAAAGCGCGACCACGCACACCUACACCAUACACACUGCCUUCGAAAACGUCCGCCGACAAGACAGCCUCCGACACACCCAAUUCUGACAACCCGCGACAGGCCCGUCCGGGCCAGAAGCGCAAGCACUAUACCUCCGACGGCGACUAUUGCGACGAUCCAUGGCCACGCAAGAUGCGGAAGAUCAGGCCUGCUGAAGAGGGUGAAUAUCCGGGUUUCAUUGAGAUGUCGGUCGUCGAUUCCAGUCUAGCAUCUGCUAUCAAGCUAGAAGAUCUGGCGCUGAAGGAAACCGGAUUCGAGAAUCUUUUUUUAUUGGACCAUCCCGAGUUGACGACCAAUAGCCAAGCUGGAGAAUUGUUCGACGACACUUACGGUACUCUCUACAAAUACACCGCAAAGUAUGCUUUGGCUUAUUACAAUGCGUCCGAGGCGCGUGGGGACUUCACUCGGACCCCAGAUGAUGACGCUAAAUACGUGCGAGAGCGCGGAAGAGAGCAGGAGAUUGCGAAACAAGAAGGAUAUCCGGAAGACCCAGAUGAUAAGGCACGUACACAUAUUCGGACCUGCACAACCGAAGCACAACAAGCAUAUGUCGACAACUCCACAGUUCCUCCAAUCUCAGACGACACAAUUGCCUCGCCCCCGAAACGCCAGUGCCGCAACGCCAAGGCGAAAGUCUCCUUCAACUCUGAUGCGCAAGUCUGCAUCGAGAAUGAUGUCGAUAGACUCCGCAAGCAAGCCUUCAACUCCACUUGCACUUCCACACCCAUCGGUAUCGUCCGCACGGCUGCGUCACCAAGCGAAGCCGAUGCCAGUCUUGGGUCUCGCUUCAACACUGACCCUCGACGCCGAUUUUACACUAUUCCUACUAACCAAACCAAUGAUGGCCGGCAUAUGUAUUCGUAUAACCGAAGGUCAAGCAGCUAUGAGUCGGGUCAGUGGGCAACAUCACCAGGCUCGCCAGCUGUCGACACUAGCGGAUAUCGGAUGUGUAAGAAGGACCCAAAGAUUUGGGAUAGAUAUUGCAAGUCGCUGCAGUAUCAGGCAGCGACAUGGGACAGGAGUGACAAAAUGAACGUGGGUAUUUAG